CUGGAAACAAACCACGGAGCCGUGACCGAGGGGAGCGGCGGCGGCGCAAGGUGUCUUCCUCUCCGUCGCCGGCAACGUCGACACCGCUGGCAAGCUUCUCUCCGGUUGUCCCUGCUCCAGUAAGAGUAGGCGAGGACGAGCCUCCCCCAUCCUGGGUGUUGGUGCCUGACCCAUUUUCUCAAGAUAAGAUGUUCAGAGGUUCUCCUAAGAUAGUAGCUUUAUCUAAAGCUGCUCAAAAGAAGGCUUCUCCUAAAGCUGCAACAACAAAGAAAUGUGGCGGUGGUGUUGAGAGAGCUGCAUGGAAUGUUGAAUUGGAGAAGAGUCUUGUUGACUUGUUGUUUGAACACAACAUGCCUCCAUAUAGGGCUCAAAAUGGGUGGAGUCCAGAUGCUUGGAAUAAAAUAGUUUCUGAAUUCCACAAGAAGCAUGAAUAUGUUACAUUCAACAAGAUCCAAAUUCAGGAAAAGGAGAGGGAAUUGAAAAGGGAAUACAAGAUAUUGAAGGAGGCAAGAAAACAAAGUGGAGUUUCUUGGAAUGAAAAAAGAUGCAUGAUCAUUGCUGAACCAACGAUAUGGGACAACAUUAUCACUACAUUUCCUAGAGCUAAGAAGUUCCGCAAGAAGUCUUUUCCUCUCUUUGAUGCCUUGGGUGAAUUAUAUGAUGGUCACAUCGCACAAGGGACUUGGAACAUUACCUCUACUCAACCAGUACAAAAUUCUAAUGAUGGAGAGCAACUAAAAACCAUAGAAGUGGAAGAUGAAGAUACUAAUGAACCAGAAGAAGAUGCAAGAAUAGAACAAGAUGAAGAUAUAAUAAUUGUUGAAAGGGUUGAACAGAGGUUACCUAAAAGGUCAGGUGCACCAACUGUCAAUCAAGAGAAGGAGACAAAAAGAGUGAGGAAAGAUGCACUAGAAGGGCUGAUAGGGAGGUACCUUGAUGUGAAAACGAAGCAAGUUGCAGAUGAGGCUGCACAAUCAGCAAAAGUAAAGGAUGUUGCUCAAGAUAAUGAUUUUUCUAUCAAGAGGUGUAUUUCUGUUCUUAAGACUAUGGAUAUGACAAGAGAUGAGAAGGUCAAAGCAGCUGAGGUGUUCAACAUACCAAAUUACAGGGAAACAUUUAUUUGUUUCAAUGAUGAUGAGCCAGAAGUCGCUCUCCUUUGGCUAAGAGGGAAGAUGGAUAAACUCUAAAGGCAGGUCUGGUGGAACACGGACAGGCUCUGACUUCGUUCGAGACCAUCCAUUUGAUUCUUGCACCGGUUCUUUUCUCAGUUCAGUUGAAAGCUAGCACUAGAUGCCUACACGGAAUAGAAGGUCCACCACAGUCCACAGUCGUUCAUCCAAGCAGCUGUGUAGAUGUCGCCUCCUGUUAUUUUGUCCCUUUUCUGGUUGUCAUGUCCCUUUUUCUGGUUGUCACGUUGAGCUCUUGGUUUGCAGUUUCAUGUUGGUGUGCAUUGUCUGAAUAGAAAACUGAAAGGCUGUUGUUUCAGUUUCAUGUUGGUGUGCGUCCUCUGAAUAGAAAACUGAAAAGUUGUUGUUUCAGUUUCAUGUUGGUGUGCGUCCUCUGAAUAGAAAACUGAAAGGCUGUUGUU
Molecule: messenger RNA, 1588 nt
Organism: Zea mays
Lineage: Eukaryota; Viridiplantae; Streptophyta; Magnoliopsida; Poales; Poaceae
Source: RefSeq, marked validated